GUUGAAGAGCUUACUGACUUGAAUGAAUUUAUCAAACUUCACAAGAUUUAUGAAAUACCGAGCAAUCAUACUUGCUAUUGGAUUAAGAAUAACAUUGACCUGCUUCAAAUAUAUGCUGAUCUGUCAAUCUUGCUUGCUGAAACCAAGACUCCUCCCUGGAAAGCGGCUUUCGGAGCAGCUGUAUCGAAUCUCUUUAGGUCGAGGAUAAAUAAAAUGGAUUAUAUCACUCAAGCUACUGAAAACCUGAAUAUCUCCGAUGGCGAUCUUGAUAAUAUGACAAUUUCCCUACAACGUGAAUCGUUUCAUGGAGUAGGAAUGGUAUUUCCAGUAGUAGAUCGUAAAUGUUAUUUGGAAAUAUUCCUUAUUAUAGUCAAUGUUCAGAAGAUCUUUUUCCAAGAAGUCGAUCAUAUAGUUCAGACAUUGACUGAUAAUGAAUUGACCG
This is a messenger RNA of Paraglomus brasilianum, 442 nucleotides long. The record is from the annotation of a GenBank genome assembly. Lineage: Eukaryota; Fungi; Glomeromycota; Glomeromycetes; Paraglomerales; Paraglomeraceae.